Messenger RNA from Peromyscus leucopus (white-footed mouse), 4843 nucleotides. It is a transcript of the gene Cacna2d4, whose product is annotated as calcium voltage-gated channel auxiliary subunit alpha2delta 4. Gene Ontology annotation, cellular component: voltage-gated calcium channel complex. The transcript is spliced from 38 exons. Lineage: Eukaryota; Metazoa; Chordata; Mammalia; Rodentia; Cricetidae. Gene Ontology annotation, molecular function: voltage-gated calcium channel activity. Bases 168 to 3518 code for a protein of 1116 amino acids. The record is from RefSeq and is a predicted model, not a curated record.
CCCCCGAUCGCCUGGGGCUGCUCCUGUGCUAGCUGCAGCAGGAGGCAGAGCCUUCUACUUGGGACCAGCCAGCAGGCAGACCACCUGCACACCCAGGGACCAGUGGCAGCAGGUACAUUCCCAGCAGGGCCUCUGUCUUCCCCUUCCCCAUUCACGGUGCAAGCACCAUGCCAAGAUGCUCCACUCUGCCCUCCAGCCACAACUGGGACCACUACGGACAGUGGCCAGCAGUCUGGACCCUCCUGAGGAAGAUGCCAAUCAUUCUGUGGCUGCUGCUGUUGGACACCUCCCUACCUGCUGUGAGGGGCCAGACCAGAAUUCCUCUGGAAACAGUGAAGCUAUGGGCCGAUACCUUCGGCAGGAAUUUGUACAACACGGUGACCAGAUACUCAGGCUCUCUCUUGCUGCAGAAGAAGUACAAGGAUGCAGAAUCCAGUCUGAAGAUCAAAGAGGUGGAUGGCUUGGAGCUGGUGAAGAAGUUCUCAGAGGACAUGGAGACCAUGCUUAGGAGGAAAGUCGAGGCUGUCAAGAGCUUGGUGGAGGCUGCUGAGGAGGCUGACCUGAACCAUGAGUUCAAUGCCUCUCUGGUGUUUAACUACUACAACUCGGUACUAAUCAACGAGAAGGACGAGAAGGGCAACUACGUGGAGCUGGGAGCUGAGUUCCUUCUUGAGUCCGAUGCGCACUUCAGCAACCAGAGGGUGAAUGUCUCCCUGAGCAGUGUACAGCUCCCUACCAACGUGUAUAACAAAGACCCAGAUAUUUUAAAUGGAGUCUAUAUGUCCGAGGCCCUGAACCCUGUGUUUGUGGAGAACUUCCAGAGAGACCCUACGCUGACCUGGCAGUAUUUUGGCAGUUCAACUGGGUUCUUCAGGAUCUAUCCAGGAAUAAAGUGGAAGCCUGAUGAAAACGGAGUCAUUGCUUUCGACUGCAGAAACCGUGGCUGGUACAUACAAGCGGCCACCUCUCCCAAAGACAUCGUGAUUCUGGUGGACAUGAGCGGCAGCAUGAAGGGGCUGAGGAUGGCCAUCGCCAAGCACACCAUCACUACCAUCUUGGACACCCUGGGAGAAAAUGACUUCGUGAAUAUCAUUGCGUACAAUGACUAUGUCCACUACAUUGAGCCCUGCUUCAAAGGCAUCCUCGUCCAGGCAGACCGAGACAACCGAGAGCAUUUCAAGCAGUUGGUGGAGGAACUGAUGGUCAAAGGCGUGGGUGUUGUGAGUCAAGCCCUAACCGAGGCUUUCCAGAUCCUGAAUCAGUUCCAAGAGUCCAGACAAGGAAGUCUCUGUAACCAGGCCAUCAUGCUUAUCACCGAUGGAGCGGUGGAAGACUAUGAGCCCGUGUUCGAGAAAUAUAACUGGCCGGACCGCAAGGUCCGAGUUUUCACUUACCUUAUUGGACGAGAAGUGACCUUUGCUGACCGCAUGAAGUGGAUCGCCUGCAACAACAAAGGCUACUACACACAGAUCUCCACACUGGCUGAUGCCCAGGAGAACGUGAUGGAGUAUCUACAUGUGCUCAGCCGCCCCAUGGUCAUCAACCACGACCAUGACAUCAUCUGGACAGAGGCAUAUAUGGACAGCAGGCUCUUCACCUCAGAGGCACAGAGCCUGAUGCUCCUCACCACAGUGGCCAUGCCAGUCUUCAGCAAAAAGAACGAGACGCGAUCCCACGGCAUUCUCCUGGGUGUAGUGGGCUCCGACGUGACCCUAAGAGAGCUCAUGAAGCUGGCACCCCGAUAUAAGCUUGGAGUACAUGGAUAUGCCUUUUUGAACACUAACAACGGCUACAUCCUCUCUCAUCCUGACCUCCGACCUUUGUACAGAGAAGGCAAGAAGCUGAGACCCAAACCCAACUACAACAGUGUGGACCUCUCGGAAGUGGAGUGGGAGGACCAAGCUGAAACCCUGAGAACUGCCAUGAUCAACGGGGAAACAGGUUCUCACUCCAUGGAUGUGAAGGUGCCACUGGACAAAGGGAAACGGGUUCUAUUCCUGACCAAUGACUAUUUCUUCACGGACAUCAGUGACACACCUUUCAGCUUGGGAGUGGUGCUGACUAGAGGCCAUGGAGAAUACAUCCUCCUGGGAAACACAUCCGUGGAGGAAGGCCUGCAUGACUUGCUUCACCCGGAUCUGACCCUGGCCAGCGACUGGAUCUACUGCAUCACGGAUAUCGACCCAGACCACCGGAAACUCAGCCAGCUGGAAGCUGUGGUCCGCUUCCUGACAGGGAUGGAUCCAGGCCUGGAGUGUGAUGAGGAGCUGGUACGGGAGGUGCUGUUUGACGCAGUAGUGACCGCCCCCAUGGAAGCCUACUGGACGGCACUGGCACUCAACAUGUCUGAAGCAUCGGAACCUGGUGUGGAGGUGGCCUUUCUGGGGACCCGGGCUGGUCUCCUAAGACGAAGCUUGUUCGUGGGUUCUGAGAAAAUCUCUGAUAGGAAGUUCCUGACACCUGAAGAUGAAGCCAGUAUUUUUACCAUGGACCACUUCCCGCUGUGGUAUCGUCAGGCCUCUGAGCAGCCCCCAGGCAGUUUUGUCUUCAAUCUCCGCUGGGAAGAGGGUCCAGACAGCCCAGGCAAGCCAGUGGCGGUGAGGGCCAGUACAGCAAUCGCUGUGACAGUGGAUGGGAAGACGGCCAUUGCAGCAGCUGUGGGCAUCCAGAUGCAAGUGGACUACCUCCAGCGCCAGUUCUGGGCAGCCAUGAAGCAGUGCGGCACUGGAGAGGGGCCAUGCCCGGAGAGCUGCGAGGACACUGAUCUGGACUGCUUCGUCAUAGACAACAACGGCUUCGUUCUGAUCUCAGAGAGACCUCAGGAGAUGGGAAGACUUCUGGGGGAAGUGGAUGGUGCUCUCAUGACGCAGCUUCUCAGCAUGGGGGUGUUCAGCCGUGUGACCAUGUAUGACUACCAGGCCAUGUGCAAGCCCCCGGACCAUCACCACAGUGCAGCCCAGGCCCUGAUCAGUCCUCUCUCUGCCUCCCUGAUGGUGGUCCGGUGGCUACUGCAUGAAUUCCUGCUGUUCCUGCUUCAGUGGAGUGCCUGGGGAUCUUGGUAUGACAAAGUGUCAGAGGCCAAAGCUGUCUUUCAUCACUCCCACAAGCACAAGAAGCAGGACCUGCUGCACCCCUGUGACACAGAAUACCCAGUGUUUGUGCACCAGACAGCCAUCCAGGAGGCCAAUGGGAUCAUCGAGUGUGAGGCCUGCCGGAAGACAUUCGUGAUGCAAAAGAUUCCCAGCAGCAACUUGCUCCUCCUAGUGACAGACCGUACCUGUGACUGCAGCACCUACUCUCCCAUCCUCCAGGAGGCCACAGAAGUCAAAUAUAAUGCCUCUGUCAAAUGUAACAGGAUGCGCUCCCAGAAGCCCCGGCGGCGACCAGGAUCCUGCCAUGCCUUCCAUCCAGAGGAGAACGCCCAGGACUGUGGCGGCGCUUCAGACACUGGAGCUUCUCUGCCUCUGCUCCUGCUACCGCUGUGGGUCUGGCUGCUUCCACCACAGCUCCUGUGGUGACCCCAUCCAGUCUGACUUUCACAGAAGGGGACCCUUACAGAGACAUUCUAAAAAGUCGCCAACUGAUGAGGAGGGCCCAGCUCACAGCAGCGAAGUCUCCUGGCUUCCGGUCCUGAGCUACCAAUCUCCCUCUGUUGGAAGGAUCCCCAAAGCUCUCCAGGGUGCCGAAUACCAGCCACCCCGUCUUCUACUCCUGCCUCUGCUUCAGGACUCCCAACAAGAGCUCAGCUGGAGGAAGGGGAGAAGUUACCAACCAAAGGGCUGGGUGUUUCCCUGGCUGGGGUCUACUGCAGAUCUGAGCUCUGGGGGCCAGGAUGAGUGAGCAGUGUGGCCCAUGCAGAGGCUGUGGCAAGAGCACACUCACCACAAACACGGGAGUCCUUGGGAAGGCACUCUUAUCCAUCCCAGAUAGUGCAAGGGAGGACAGGUGGAGGGAGAGACGGAAAGACUCAGAGAGGGACCAGGAACCAGGGAAGAAGUGGAAAGGAAGUAAUAGGCACAGAAUAAGCAUUAAAUUCUGUGACCUAUCAUCAGAAUGCUACCACUGAAGAACUUCAUCCUUUUUAUACUAAUAAUCUGAAGGAGAGCGGGGAGGAGUAUGUAUAUGGGAGCAUCUGGAGGGAGGAAAGGGAAGGGAGAAAUGUUGAAAUUAUAAUCUCAAAAGGGAAAAAAGAAAAAGAAAAGCUACUAGGCUGAGCCCUGCAGCCGCUGCACUGGACAGUAGUGUGGUCCAGAGGAGAUGCUGAGAAGAUGCCAGGCCAAGGUCCUCAUGGACCUCACUAUGGUAGGGUACAGGUGAGGUCUCCAAGACCCAUGGUGGGCUUUCUGUGGCUCACACUCUACAAAAGUAACUACUUGGCUGACUUGGGGAAGCCCUUGAGGUUGGAACAACACACAGAAUCCUUGCCACAAUGCCCUGAAGUAGGUCUACAAUGUACCUGCCCUUUUUUUUUUGUUGUUGUUGGCAUGUCUGAGGUGUGCAAUCGUGCAUGUUUGUGGACCUGUUUGUGCAUGGAUGCAGAGGCCAGAGGACGGUGCUGGCCGUCUUCCUCACCCACUCCCCGCCUUAUUUUUUAAGACAGGGUCUCUCACUAAGCCUGGGGCCCUCCAAUUCAGCCACACUAGCUGGCCAGAAGCCCUAGGGAUCCCAGUGCUGGGAUUACCAGCAUACCCCAUUGUUUGAAGGGUCCUCACACUUCACUAGCUAAGGCUCUCAAGCCCCAUGAAUUACCUGUCUUUUAAAUGAGGAAACUAAGCCUGGCACAGUGGUGAACACCUUUAGCACUCAAGAGACAGAGGCAGGUGAAUCUCUUUGUCUGACGCCA